This is a messenger RNA of Aureobasidium melanogenum CBS 110374, 2403 nucleotides long. RefSeq names its product glycoside hydrolase family 78 protein. The transcript has 2 exons. The record is from RefSeq and is a predicted model, not a curated record. Bases 1 to 2403 code for a protein of 800 amino acids. Lineage: Eukaryota; Fungi; Ascomycota; Dothideomycetes; Dothideales; Saccotheciaceae. Gene Ontology annotation, biological process: carbohydrate metabolic process.
AUGUGGGCUCACUUGUCUCUGUCACUGCUUUUGCUCUGCUUUCGAGCUACUAGCGUGUAUGGUGGUUCAAUCUCCGCCAGAGCAAAGAAUGGUACCAUCCAUCUCCGUUCUGACGGUACUCAUCCCGCCCAUCUGGUAAUCGACCAUGGUCAUGAUAUCAACGGCUUUACUACUUUUCAUAUCGUCGAAGCCUCUGGGAACACCUCUGCUUUCAGUAUCGCGCAUAGCGAGUCAAGAGCAUUGCUCGACAACUUACAGAGUGAUGGCCCCAUUGCAAUGGCCGCUGCUCAAAACACCUACCGAGUCCAACACUAUAACAUCUCUGCAUCCAACAUGACACACACAGACCGCUUGUUGCAAGGCGGAGUCAGAUGGCAGAUGCUCACUCUCGCUUCAGCAGGCGAUCUUGUUCUUUCGGAUGUGGGCAUGGUCCCUUCUUACUACACAGCUAAACCUCAGGGCUCUUUCGAGUGUUCAAAUGCAAAGUGGACCGACGUGUGGGACACUGGCGCGCGGACACUGGCAUUGAGUAUGGUCGCUGCUGAAUCCAUCCCGGAGUUAUGGCAGAUACUACCCGAGGGCGCUUUCAUCGAAAGCGCUGCCCCUCAACCCUAUGCUGGUUUACAGGCACAAUCACUGACUUCUUACGAGAUGGUGUUUGAUGUCCGACCUGUUUUGGGUGGCUUCAGUUUCAAGGUGCUAAGCGAUACACUCGGAAAUGGUAUUUAUAUCUGGGUCGACAUGGCCAAAUCUACUGUGAAAGCUUUCAGUGGAACAACAGAGGACGGCACCCUCCUCGCAACCGUUAACUUAACCAAGACAAGUCGAUCCACAAGAUCCUGGCACCACGUCUCUGCUUCUGUCAAUCUUUCACGCAUUAGUGUAUCUCUGGAUUAUACGCCGAUGCUCUCGUUCUCUCAGACUUCCAAGUUCUAUGGCUCUUUCGGGAUUGGUGCCGCAAAUGGUCAAUCCGCUAUUUUCACCAACCUGACGGUCACCUCCUCAGGUGCCGAGAUCUACACUUCGUCUUUGACAUCAAAUUCCACUCUGGAUGAUUUCUUAGUGGGCACUAAUCCGCUUAGCGGUAUUCUUGAUGGCGCACGUCGUGACAGAAUCGCAUACGCUGGCGAUCUAGACGUCGCGGCUCGAACAGUAACAACGAGUAGCCAUGCCCUCGAAUACGUCAACGAUACUAUUCGUCUCUUGAGCUCCAACCAGAUGACGGCAGGGUAUUUCGUACCUACCGUGAAGAUACAGCAAUCUCCAAGACAAGGACUCAUCGAUAUCAACCAGACAGGCUUGAUUGGAUAUUCUUUCCAACUUCUCAGCGCGAUGGGUGAAUACUAUAUGGUCUCUGGAGACGUCGUAGCUGCCAGAGCAUAUGCUCCAGCUGCUGUCCGCAUGCUCGAUUGGGCGGCAUCACAAGUUCUUGAGAAUGGCCUCUUCAACCUUACCGAUGCCACUUUUGGUGGUGACUGGAACUAUUACGACCCUUCCCAGUCUGGUGUAGUGACGAAGUUUAAUGUUGUAUACGCGCUUGCCUUGCAAGAGGUUAUGCCUAUGCUCGCUGCAGCUGAUGUGAAUACAUCAGUCUACGAGAAGACCCUCGAGACCCUCCGACAAUCUAUUGAUCGGCAACUGUACAACGAUAUCUUAGGCGGGUAUCUCGUUUCGGAAGCUCAACCACAUGGUAUUGCUCAAGACGCCAAUGCCAUGGCUAUCUUGGCAAACGUCCCUCAAGGCAAUUACACAAAGCUCCAAAUCUCACGCUCGAUGGCUCGUCUUCUGUUCGUCGAUCAUGGUGCUCUUCCGUUCUCCAACGGCACAACUGGCGUAUCCAAACUCAUCAGCCCUUUUGCAUCGUCAUAUCACCUACGUGCUGCAUUUGCUGCACAAGACGCAGAGUCUGCUACUUACCUGCUGGACCAUACUUGGGUACCCAUGACAUUGCGAAGCAAUGCCAACUACAGCGGCUGCUUUUGGGAGACAUUGACUCUAGACGGCAAACCUGGUUUGGGAGAUGCCACAUCGCUGUGUCAUGCAUGGUCAUCAGGUCCGACCGCAGUAUUGACCAGACACGUACUUGGUAUCCAAGCGGUGGCACCAGCGCACCGUGAAUGGCGUGUUGUACCUCAAUCUCUUGGCUUGCAAUGGGCUAGAGGCACUCAGCCUACGCCCUAUGGCAGUAUAACUGUUGACUGGCGGUAUGAUGGAGUAGGACUUCUCGCCAUGAGUGUCUUUUCGCCUCGUGGCACUAACGGAAUUGUGAAUCUGCCCAUACCGUCCGAGAAGUCGAACGCAACCGGCACAGUCGUCACACUGGUCAAUGGGCAACUAGUGUCCGGAUUAAGUUUCGCAGUUGUUGAUGGCGAGCCAUUUGAGCUAUUGCAGUAUCUCGCCUGA